This is a messenger RNA of Schistocerca piceifrons (Central American locust), 570 nucleotides long. RefSeq lists its product as uncharacterized. Lineage: Eukaryota; Metazoa; Arthropoda; Insecta; Orthoptera; Acrididae. The record is from RefSeq and is a predicted model, not a curated record. The transcript has a single exon. Bases 1 to 570 code for a protein of 189 amino acids. Gene Ontology annotation, molecular function: protein dimerization activity.
AUGACUAUCUCGACGCAAAAACAGGAGUUUCAGAGGGAAAUAAAUUUGGUUUAUGAUCAAAUCCUGACAGAACUCACUAAGAGGUAUGAGGCAAUGGCUUCAAUAUCUUCAGAAUUUUAUUUUCUAACGGGAGAAGCUCUAAAAAAAGAACCAAUUGAUGUUCUUCUUACACAUGCUGCAGAUUUUGGGAUUAAAUAUUCGCAUGAUGUAGAUGUAGUUGAUCUGUCACAAGAAUUGGAAAUUUUUCGAAUGCAAGCUAAAGAACUCAUUAACGAUGUUGAAAAAGCAACACCACUUGACAUUCUCAAAAAGAUUCAAGAGCUUUCUUUAGAAGAUAUAUAUCCGAAUAUCCAAAUAGCUCUUAGAAUUUACUUAACACUUCCUGUUACGGUGGCCUCUUGUGAGCGAAGUUUCAGUAAAAUAAAGCUCAUCUAUAAUAAUUUCAGAUCAUCCAUGGGACAGGAACGUUUGUCAAAUUUAUCCAUUCUAUCGACUGAACAUGAAGAGGUAGCGAAACUUAACUUAGAGGAAUUAAUUGAUAAUUUGCGAAAAUCAAAGCCAGGAAAGUAG